AUCGACUUACAAGUUAAAGGCUGUUUGCUUAGGCUUUUGAGGCAUUAAAGAUUGAAUCGAGUUGUUGCUUUUUUGUUCUCCAUCACAGAAGUGAAGCAUAGACGCGCGAUGGAAGAAUUAACAAAUUACGAGCGGCAGCGGCACAAUAAAAAGUUGGCGUUCAUUUGCAUCUGGAUUAUCAUAGCCACCGCACUUUAUUGUAUUUUUGCUCAAAUGGUUCAGACGAAGCGCGACAACCGGAAAUUUGAGAUCAUUAGCGGUGUCGAACCAGUACUCAACUGGACUCUCAAAACUGCACACAUAAGUAGUGCGGAAUCAGACUUUAACGUGAAAAUUGUCGACGAAAAAUCAAGUGACCCUGGAAUUCAUUUCUUGUCCGAUGAAUUCAUACAGAAAAUUAACUCAAUGGCCGUUUCGUGGAAGGCUGGCCGCAACUUCCCUGCCUCGGCUUCCCGCGAGAGCUUGAAAAGACUGCUUGGUGCCAAGCGAAGAGAUCGCAGGGAUGUUCGACUUGCCAUUAAAACUUACCCCAACACAAGCUCGUCGGAUUUGCCUGAAAAUUUCGAUGGACGGGAGCAAUGGCCUGACUGUCCAUCACUCCGGGAGAUCCGUAAUCAAGGCUGCUGUGGAUCCUGCUGGGUUUUCGGAGCUGUUGAAGUUAUGACGGAUCGCCAGUGCAUUCUAAAGAAAACUCAAUUCCGCUAUUCCGCUGAAGAACCUCUGUUGUGCAUUGAGUUUACGGAAGAUUAUUGUAGCGGAGGGUUUCCCGAAGAUGUCUAUCACUACUGGAUUAAAUCUGGCAUAGUUUCGGGAGGAUCGUUCAAUUCUACCGCGGGAUGCCAACCUUACGAAAUCGACCCGGUUUGUCCACCCGAUAACAGUAACAAACAAGUAUCAGAUUUGUCAUGCGAAAAAUCGUGCCAAAAAAACUAUUUCGUUAGCUUUACGGAGGACAAGCAUUUUGGGUCUGAAUCGUACGCUCUUGACGAGGAUAAAGAUAUCAUGAGAGAAUUGUUCGAAAAAGGCCCCAUCACCGUCGCCUUUGAGGUCUACGAAGACUUCUUCAACUACAAGUCCGGCGUUUACAAACAUGUCUCGGGGAGCUACGCUGGCGGUCAUGCCGUCAAAUGUUUAGGUUAUGGAGUACAAGAUGUACUGCCGUACUACUUGUGUGCUAACUCUUGGGACUACGACUGGGGAGACGGGGGAUUCUUCAAAAUUGCUAUGAGUGAAAUCGAAUAUGUCUGGUUGUGA
Molecule: messenger RNA, 1254 nt
Organism: Hyalella azteca
Lineage: Eukaryota; Metazoa; Arthropoda; Malacostraca; Amphipoda; Hyalellidae
Product: cathepsin B
Exons: 6
Coding region: 109-1254 (381 amino acids)
Biological process (GO): regulation of catalytic activity
Cellular component (GO): lysosome
Molecular function (GO): cysteine-type endopeptidase activity
Source: RefSeq, a predicted model, not a curated record